AUGGCGGCAGGUCUCUCAACCACCGUAACAUUCAACCCGCUCCACCGCUCUUUCUCAUCCUCCUCAAGUGUCCGCUUACACCACCCAAGAUCCUUAACCGGACUCCCUUCAUCUCUCCGAUUCAGAGGCUUCUCGGUCUGCUACGUGGUUGAGGAGCAGAGGCAGAGCUCUCCCGUGGACAACGAUGAGAGACUCGAGAGCAGUAACGCCAUAGAUCCCGAGCUCCUAGCGUUGCGGUUGGCUGAGAAGUUGGAGAGGAAGAAGUCCGAGAGGUUCACUUAUCUAAUAGCCGCAGUGAUGUCGAGCUUUGGUAUCACUUCCAUGGCUGUUAUGGCUGUUUACUACAGAUUCUCUUGGCAAAUGGAGGGAGGUGCGAUCCCAAUGUCAGAGAUGUUUGGUACAUUUGCUCUCUCUGUUGGUGCUGCUGUGGGCAUGGAGUUUUGGGCAAGAUGGGCCCAUAGAGCUCUCUGGCACGCUUCUCUUUGGAAUAUGCAUGAGUCACAUCACAAACCAAGAGAAGGCCCCUUUGAGCUGAACGAUGUGUUUGCAAUUAUAAACGCUGUUCCUGCGAUUAGUCUCCUCUCUUAUGGUUUCUUCAAUAAAGGACUCGUUCCUGGUCUCUGCUUUGGCGCCGGACUAGGAAUAACGGUGUUUGGGAUCGCCUACAUGUUUGUCCAUGAUGGUUUGGUGCACAAGCGUUUCCCUGUAGGUCCCAUCGCUGACGUCCCUUAUCUCCGGAAGGUCGCUGCCGCUCACCAGCUACAUCACACUGACAAAUUCGAUGGUGUGCCAUAUGGACUGUUUCUUGGACCAAAGGAAUUGGAAGAAGUUGGAGGAAAUGAAGAGUUAGACAAGGAGAUUAGUCGGAGAAUCAAAUUAUACAAAAAGAGUUCGAGCUCUUGA
Molecule: messenger RNA, 903 nt
Organism: Brassica napus (rape)
Lineage: Eukaryota; Viridiplantae; Streptophyta; Magnoliopsida; Brassicales; Brassicaceae
Product: beta-carotene 3-hydroxylase 1, chloroplastic
Biological process (GO): xanthophyll biosynthetic process; carotene metabolic process
Cellular component (GO): chloroplast
Molecular function (GO): iron ion binding; beta-carotene 3-hydroxylase activity
Source: RefSeq, marked provisional